This is a messenger RNA of Xenia sp. Carnegie-2017, 1397 nucleotides long. Its product is annotated as WD repeat-containing protein 3-like. The transcript has 15 exons. Lineage: Eukaryota; Metazoa; Cnidaria; Anthozoa; Malacalcyonacea; Xeniidae. Gene Ontology annotation, molecular function: protein binding; snoRNA binding. The record is from RefSeq and is a predicted model, not a curated record. Gene Ontology annotation, biological process: maturation of SSU-rRNA. The coding region runs from base 99 to 1397 and encodes 432 amino acids. Gene Ontology annotation, cellular component: small-subunit processome; Pwp2p-containing subcomplex of 90S preribosome.
CUGACGCCAUAAAUCCCUACGUGGAUAUCGGGUGGAAGACAAUUUGUUGUAGUUCAAGAUGAAUUUCCAAUAUUUAGGACUCUUCUUUUUCCUUUAAAAUGGUCUUAACAAAAUCUUAUCUGCGUUACGUCGAAGCUGGAAUCUUUGGCGUAGUGGGAAGUGCUAGAGCUAAUGUGUGUCUUGUUCAAAGUGGCGAGAAAAGACGUGAAAUUUGCCGCGCGAUUGUUCCCGCACUAGAAAAUGUAUAUAUUUGGGACGCUAGACUUGGCGAAAAAGUGAAUGUCUUACAAGGUAACAAGAGCGAAGUGACUUGUCUCUGCCUCAGUCCUGACUCUGAACAUCUUGCUGUUGGGUAUGGCGAUGGUGUCAUCAGAAUUUGGAAUAUAAAUAAUGGUACAUCCUCAGUGACAUUUAGUGGUCACAAGACAGCAGUUACAGCUCUUAACUAUGAUUAUACUGGUGUCAAAUUGGUGUCUGGAUCAAAGGAUACAGAUGUCAUUGUUUGGGAUAUAAUUAAUGACUCAGGAAUGUUCAGACUUAAAGGUCAUAAAGGAAUGGUGACUUGUUGUCGGUUUCUUCAUUUUCAAAAUGUUCUUAUAACUAGUUCCAAAGACACUUUCGUGAAGUUUUGGGAUCUUGAUUCACAGCAUUGUUUUCUUACCUUGGUUGGUCAUAAAACAGAGGUUUGGGGCUUUGUCGUCGUCAAGAAUGAAACAAGGUUAAUUACUGGUUCUGCAGACAGUGAAUUAAGAGUUUGGAAAAUUCAGUACAAGGAUGAUAGAACAGAAAGACGCGAAGAAACGAGAAAACGAAAGACAGCAACGCAAUCUAGCGAGGAUGGUAAAGGAGAAAUAGAGGUACAUAAGAGGUGUUUGCUUCGUACAAUGAUUGGCAUGGUCAACUCGCGUAGUAUUGAUCUUUCACGAACUUAUAUUGGUUGUCAUGGUGCUAAUUCUACGUUAGAAAUGUUUCGUCUUGCAUCAGAAACCGAAAUAAAAAAACGCUUGGCAAAAAGACGAAAAAAGAUUUUAAAGAAGCAAAGAUCACAAGGAUUGGAAGCCGACGAGCUGACGGUUUCUGAAAACGUCUUAGCCACCGUCGAAGACGAGAUUAUAAAAUUACCCGAUGUUAAAGCGACCUCAAAGAUAAGGUCAUUUGACUUUGCAUUGAAUUCAAAUAAUGAUCUAAAGAUUUCAUUAUUACUACACAACAACAGCGUAGAGUUUCAUGUCUUCAGUGAAGAAAAGAAAGAUUCAACUAAUAUACUUUCCAUAAAGACACCUGGUCAUCGUAGUGAUGUAAGGACUUUGUCAUUCAAUUCUGACGAUUCCUGCAUCCUCUCUGGUGCAGCUGAAAGAUUAAAUUGUGGAACAGGGUACAAUAAAACAGAUUUUUAA